Messenger RNA from Molossus molossus (Pallas's mastiff bat), 2172 nucleotides. It is a transcript of the gene TTLL3, whose product is annotated as tubulin tyrosine ligase like 3. NCBI's taxonomy places the organism in Eukaryota, Metazoa, Chordata, Mammalia, Chiroptera, Molossidae. The record is from RefSeq and is a predicted model, not a curated record. Bases 43 to 2172 code for a protein of 709 amino acids. The transcript has 12 exons. Gene Ontology annotation, biological process: protein modification process; cilium assembly; cilium movement. Gene Ontology annotation, cellular component: cilium.
UCCCUUGUCUUCUGGCCAGGAGUGUCCAAGGCGUCUCAUCACAUGGGCCGGCUCAGAAACGCCAAGAUCUAUGUGGAGAGAGCUGUCAAGCAGAAGAAAAUCUUUAUGAUCCAAGGCCGCUACCCGGUAAUCCGGUGUCUCUUGCGCAAGAGGGGCUGGGUGGAGAAGAAGAUGGUCCAUUCCUCGGGCACUACUAUACCGCCACCCCAGAAGCAUCUGGAUAUCUCAGUAAUGGGUGAUAGUGAAACCACUGAGGAUGAAGAUCAAGAUGAGGAUGAGGAGUUCCAGCCACCACAACUGUUCGACUCUGAUGAUGUACUGGAAUAUGAUGACCUAGAUGGGACACAUGCUCUGAUGUCCCGCAUGGUUCGGAAUGAGAUCCCCUACUUCAUCUGGACCACUCGGCGGGAUGUGCUGGACUGUCGCUUCCUCUCCAAGGAGCAAAUGAUAAACCACUAUGCCCGGGCUGGCUCCUUUACCACAAAGGUGGGUCUAUGUCUCAAUCUCCGGAAUUUGCCAUGGUUUGAUGAGGCUGAUGCUGACUCCUUCUUUCCACGCUGCUACCGCCUGGGGGCUGAGGAUGACAAAAAGGCCUUCAUAGAGGACUUCUGGUUGACAGCUGCCCGCAACGUUCUCAAGCUUGUGGUCAAGUCCGAAUGGAAGUCAUAUUCUAUCCAGGCAAAAGAGGAAGAGGCCACAGGUGCAAAGAAGACUGCUGUAUGCCAGGAUCAGGGGCACAAGGGUCACACGUGUGUCAGAGGUCCCAGGAGCAGAGAGACUGCAGGAGACAAGCAGCCCAAGAAACAGGAGAAAAAGCUGGUGAUGGUGUCCCCAGAGUUUGUGGAUGAAGCUCUGUGUGCCUGUGAGGAGCAUCUCAGCAACCUAGCCCAUCUGGACAUUGACCGGGACCUGGAGGCUCCAUUGUCCCUCAGCCCUGAGGGCUGGUCCCUCUUUCUCCGGCGCUACUACCAAGUGGUCCAUGAGGGAGCAAAACUGAGGCACCUGGAUGCUCAGGUCCCGCGCUGUGAGGACAUCCUGCAGCAGCUGCGGGCCGUGGUGCCCCAGAUGGACAUGGAAGGAGAUCGCAACAUCUGGAUCGUGAAGCCAGGAGCUAAGUCCCGUGGCCGAGGCAUCAUGUGCAUGGACCAUCUGGAGGAGAUGCUGAAACUGGUGGAUGGUAACCCCAUGAUGAUGAAAGAUGGCAAGUGGGUUGUGCAGAAGUAUAUCGAGCGGCCCCUGCUUAUAUUUGGCACCAAGUUUGACCUGAGACAGUGGUUCCUGGUGACCGACUGGAACCCACUUACUGUGUGGUUCUACCGUGACAGCUACAUCCGCUUUUCCACACAGCCCUUCUCCCUGAAGAACCUGGACAAUUCAGUGCACCUGUGCAACAACUCCAUCCAGAAGCACCUGGAGAAUUCGUGUCAUCGGCACCCGAUGCUGCCUUCAGACAACAUGUGGUCGAGCCAGAAGUUCCAGGCCCACCUGCAGGAGAUGGGGGCCCCAGAUGCUUGGUCCACUGUCAUUGUGCCUGGCAUGAAGGCCGCAGUGAUCCAUGCUCUGCAGACCUCCCAGGACACUGUGCAGUGUCGGAAGGCUAGCUUUGAGCUCUAUGGUGCUGACUUUGUGUUUGGUGAAAACUUCCAGCCCUGGUUGAUCGAGAUCAAUGCCAGCCCCACCAUGGCGCCUUCCACUUCUGUCACCGCCCGGCUCUGUGCCGGUGUGCAAGCCGAUACCCUGCGCGUGGUGAUUGACCGUCGGCUGGACCGAAACUGUGACACAGGAGCCUUUGAGCUCAUCUACAAGCAGCCUGCUGUAGAGGUGCCCCAGUAUGUGGGUAUCCAGCUCCUAGUAGAGGGCUCCACCAUCAAGAAACCCAUGGCGACGUGUAACCGGCGGACAGGGAUCCGCACAGUGUUCCCUCACCUGCUGACCCAGCGAGGCUCUGGGGAAGGCAAGGACUCGGGGACACUUAUCCACAUGGCAGCUCCUAGGAAAGUUCCUGGGGCCAGGAGCCCGGGGCACACCGAGAAGCCAGACUCCACUGCCACCACAUCGGCUGCUGGAAAGGGGAAGAAAGGCAAGGCAAAAAUUGCUACAGCUCUGGUCUGCCCUGAUACCCAGAAGUGGGACCCCACCCCAGAACAAGGAUGGGCUGCAUUUGCACCAUGA